CACCUGUUGUUUGAUUAUCUUUGAUCAACAUUAGAGCAGACGACUGAAAGUGAUCAGCAUAAAAAAAGUCAUUUUUUUCUCAUAUUUUGCAGUGAACUGUGGGAGCUGCCUGCAUCUAUUGCUCCAUACCAACUAUGACGGUGUCCCCUAGUUGCCAGUUGCUUACUUUCAACCCCUCGCAGAGGGCACUGGCCCUCUAUACUUCCCUCCGCUAAUGCCAAGGGAGAAAAAGCAAUCCAAGGCCAAGAGAUUCAGAGCUUCUUCAGACAGUGACUUGGUCAGCCAGACAGAGAGUGAGCAUUCCAACACUAGCGAGCCCUCCAGCCCUAGGAAGAAACACAAGAAGGCUUCUGCUAAGCAGGCCGCUGCUAGUGGGAGUACCCCUGAUCUCCCCCAGGCCCUCCUUCCGCCCCAGCCCCUCCACGCCAGCCACAUCAGUGCAGCCAACCCCUUUGACGACACCCCAAACCCUGUGCCGCGGCCCAGCCACCCGGGCUUCAUGGCGCGCCGCAUGAUGAACCCCCGGGCUAUGAACGCGGCACCCCCACCCUUCCCCGGUAUGAUGAUGAACAGUGGCUAUCCCCGGGGAGGUAUGCCCCCCGGGGGCUACCCGCCGCCGGGACCCCACAACGGACCCCCAAUCCAUCACCACCCGCCCAUGUACAACAUGGGUAACCACCAGCAGGGCCCGCCCAUAUUCAUCUGCGGGAUCUGUCGGAUGGAUAUCCACGAAGGGGAAGAGACCAUACUUUGCGAGAGCGGCUGUAACAUGUGGUUCCAUCGCGUCUGUACAGGGCUGACGGAGGCAGCCUACUCACUACUGACCACGGAACAGCUGGCUGAGUGGGCCUGCGACAGGUGCAUUCGAGAGAAGAAAAUUCCCCUGGUCAAAAUUAAACCACAACAGGUCAUGUUCUCCGCCAGUAAUUAGUUUAAGAUUGUCGUACCAUUAACAGCAUCAGGAGUCUGAUGUAUUCAAAGCUCUGAUUGGGUUGUGGCUGAACUAAUAGAUGUAAUCAAGUCCAUCAAAUUCAGGAAUAAAGUGUGCAAAGGCCAAUUUGUAGUACAUGUAACAGGAAAGAUGCUGUGUGAGCCUUGCAAUAAUGUUUGGCAUGAACAUUCAUGUUGUUUCUUUGCAAAGUUGUGGUAAAGUAAACAGGCAAUUGAUGGAGGUACAAUCUCUUGUUCUGAAAUCUUGGUUCUUACAGCAUACAAUGCCAAGAUGAACUCUCAAGUUCAACUUUAAUAGCAAUGGCAUCUGCACAUAGGAAUGCAGUCAAAUCCACACCAGCAAGACACUCCCAUGACAUGGUAAAAUGUAGUCUUGGUCAAAGACUGUUAUUUUUGGUUUAUAUUUUCGAGCAUACCCCUGACAAGCGCCCUAGCUUGAAUACAGCGUGCAUAAGGUAUGCUCGGAAUAUAAUAAUAAUUUGGGGGGCUAAUCAUUCUUACUCGCAGCUGAGAAGCAUUGCUAAAGACGCGGCUACAAUGUGGUCGAGUCGAAGGCCUGUAAAGGUGCCUUUGGCAGCCACCAUACGACCCUUGUAUGACCACGGAGCACAGCCAGACAUCAAAAGUGUUUGGGGGUUUUUUGCGGAGGGAGGAAAAUCGGAGAGCCCGGAGAAAAGCCCUUGUGGCACAGGAGAGAAUUCACGCACAACUCUACUUACGUAUGGUCCGAGCCGGGAACGAACCAGGGCCACAGUGGUGAAAGGCAAGUGCUUUAUGCACUAGCCACACAUGCCACCCAUUUAAUUUAUCCCAUCCUGGGUAGCAAUGCCGAAGUUCCCAAAACUGGACUUGACCCAUCAUGUUGAUAGCGACCUCUACCACCUUGGUGGCUUUACUGCGCUUGUAUCAGGGACGACUGCAUUAGAAGAAUAAAAUGCAACUCCAGUCUUCGUCCAGGACUACAUUUUACCAUGUCAUAGGAGUGCCUGUGGGCCAACACUUAGCUGCCUCCUUCAGUGCAGCACCAUUGCUUUGUGCACAUUUAUCAGACUACCAAAAAUGUAACCAACCAGCACAAUGGUGGAUUAAUCAAAUAACUGGAUAAUCGUUGCGGGCCCAGUUUACAAUAAAUUUAUCAUCCUCCAAACUACAUGUAUCAGAGAUUCAGGUUUGCUGGGAGAUAACGGUCAAGGUUAACAAAGAUUUGCCAAAUUUUGUACAAUGUUAUGUGUAUAUUUUAGUCUGUCAGUAUCAGCUAUGGGUUGUUUGGACUUUUGAGAGGUUUCCAGUAGACAUGUUAUUGCAAUUCUUUUCCAAUUAUUAUUUGAUUGGUAAACAGUCUUAAUGUUAAUAAAGGUGUUAAUUUUUUGUUUCAUCAUCAAACAAUAUAUAUAUAUACGUGUAUGAAGGAAUGUUCUGAUAAUGUGGAUUUACGUAUAGAUAGAUGGAUCCAGUGAGCACAAUGAGAAGUACAUGUACAUUUGUAUCUUUUAAGUGGGUACUACACUUGCAUUCAUGUUCCAUGGUUCCUGAAUUUGAGAUGCGUGCACAUUUUGAAAAACCUAUCAUUGCUGUGAGAAUUAAAAGUGCAAUUACAACGUUCACAUAGGGUGUACUUCUUCACUAUGAUCCCUUUGUGGUCACCACAUUAGUAGGUCUACACUGUAGUUCACAUUAGGUGGAAAGGUACGUUAACAAAACAGGGGGAAAAGUGUCUGAAUUUGCAAAGUGAGAUGUAAAAAAAUGAUACUUUGCGAUAUGGGUGGGCAUCGGAACCGGGAACCCAGAUACCCGACUGCUGAUGUCAGGAACCAGUUCCAGAUUAUGGAAUCGAGUAUUCAUAACCAACUUUACAAAUUACUUAGUAACUUCUCAGACAAUGAAAAAAAAAAGAUUUUAAUGCCAUUUGUGGGGAUAUUUCAAAAGGAAAAAGAGGAUAGGGUCUACAUGGAAUACCAAAACAGAUUUCACGUUGAUGUGCAUUUUAAUGCUCAACAGAUUAAUGCCUGCAAAGGUUGCAGUUGUCGUCAAAAAGCUAUUAAUCUUUUUAGACAACUUCCGGAAUUCGAAUUUUGGGGUUGGGUUUCUUUUACAGAUACCCGGGUAGCCGUGUUUUACUUCAGUAGGGUACCCGGUUCCUGUACUACCCGUAAAUGCACACAACUACUUUGUGAUAAUUCCUGUUCUGUACUUAAAUCGUUCAUUUUUCAGAAGAUAGUCUACUUCAGUAGUUGGG
This is a messenger RNA of Patiria miniata (bat star), 3187 nucleotides long. RefSeq names its product protein pygopus-like. The transcript is spliced from 4 exons. The coding region runs from base 215 to 931 and encodes 238 amino acids. Lineage: Eukaryota; Metazoa; Echinodermata; Asteroidea; Valvatida; Asterinidae. The record is from RefSeq and is a predicted model, not a curated record.